CGGGGCACCAGGAGAGGGAGGAGCCAGGCUUGCGGUCGGCCAGGAAGAGCAGCAGCUUCACCUUGCCGUCGGAGGCGGCGUCCGGGGAAGCGAAGAGGCGAUCGAAGUGGGCGUCGAAGUCGGAAAGCCCCGCGUCCACCUUCUCCACCGUCAUCUCGCCCUCCUCUCCCCUUCCGCUGGCCGAGUAAAGAGAGCGAAUUGGAGCAGCAAGAAAGAUUGGGAGACAGAUUGGUGGAAGUGGAAUGACCGAAUGACCUAGGAAGCACACGAGACGGCGUGCCGUGUGAUUCCUUUCUGGGAUUUCUCGCAGCCUGCCGGUGGUCCCCGCAUCUCAACCCGCGUGUUGCGUACGCGAGCCGGAAUCGGGGGAGGUUUGGGUAUGGACUGAAGAGGCCCAAGAGCUACCGUCGAGCCCAACAACCAAAUGCAGCCGAGUCCAACAGAGUCAUCCUCAUACAUCGUUCACUACUUCACUCUCGUCGUUCUCCCCGAUCGGUUCCGGCCUCGCGUUCGUCGUCUCCUUCCCCCUCGCCGGCCGCGUGAUCUGCCUGCCGCGCGGACGCCGCGGGCGCGACGAUGCACGACCCGUCGGAGAUCCGCAACCUCCCCAUCGACAUCGCCUUUGGCCGCCUCCAGGAGUGGCUCGUGGACCGCAAGCGAGUGCCGCACGACUGGCGGAAGCGCCUCGCCGGUAUUCGCGCCCGCAUCGCGCCCGCUUUCUCCGCCCUGCCGCGGAACCUGCACCCCUCACUCCUCGCCCUCGAUCCAGAAGAAAUUGGCUACCUUGAAGCAAAGAAGAUAUACAGCAUUCUCCUAGAAUCCAACACCGAGAGUCGCAACAUAUUUGGCCGCCUGACGGGAUCCGCGGGUGAAUGGGAGUCAAUUAUUAAAGCUUACGAGAAGGACCAUGUCUUCCUUGGAGAGGCAGCGCAGAUCAUGGUUCAAAAUGUUAACUAUGACAUUCCAUAUCAGAGGAAGCAGAUGCAGAAGACUCAGCAGCAGCUUGCAGAGCUUGAUCGAAGGGAGGCUGACAUCAAGCGUCUUGCGGCAUUGUCAGCGACUAGAUAUGUAGAAGCCUGCCAGGAACUCGGUUUACAGGGAAUAAAUGUGAGGGAAGAACUAAUAGAGUCCGCAAAAACACUCCCAUCUACUUUUAGCAAAAUCUUGGAGGUCCUGAACAGUGAUCCUGUCUCAAAUGCUAUGGAGUACUACACAACUUUUGUUAAGGACUGCCAUACUGAGGACAAGAGAAAUAGUGAUUCUGUGCUACCCAAACUGAAAGACUUGCAGGCCAAUCCUCCUUCUUUGCAUGUCUCAGUAUAUAAUGAGAUCAAGAGUUCUCUUGGAGAGGCAUCAAAAUCUCCUGGGUUUACUGUGAUCGCGGGAGAAAUUGACUCAAAUGUUGCUGCUGCUGAUGAUAUUGAUUGGGACAUUUCUGUGGAUACUAAUGAAAUUGAUUGGGACAUUGGUGCUGUGGAACAACCUGGUGAAGAAUCUGGCGAUGGCUUUGGAUCGUAUGAAAUUAUUGAUGCUAAUAUAGAGCUGGCCGGUUCUGAAAAUUAUAAUGUUGGUGUCUCAGACAAAUCAAUGAACAAAGAAGAUCUUGCAUCAUCUGAGUCUGGUAUUUGCUGGGACAUCACUGCUGAUAGUUCUGAAGAAAUUGCUAGUAUACAGAAUGCUUCAUCUGUAUUAGAGCAAUCUCAGUCUCAAAUGAUAGCUGAAGAUAGAAGUUUGUUGCUGGAAAAAGAAUAUAGGAAUAAUAUUCUGGAUGAUUUACUCGAGGUAAAAUCAUUUUUGACUCAACGCUUAGGGGAGAUGAGGAAUGCAGACACAUCAUCUCUACAGCAUCAAGUGCAAGCUGUCUCACCUUUUGUUCUCCAGCAGCAUGCUCCUGACAGUUUGGAGAACAUGCUUGUAGAGAUCUCGUCAGCAAUCUCAUUGCUAACUAAUCAGAAGACUCUUGACCUUAUAAUGAUCCUUAACUCUAAAAGGUUUCUGGAUAGAUUAGUUUCAAGCUUAGAAGAGAAGAAGCAUCACGAAGUAAAACUACGGGAAGGUUUAGGUGAUUUAUCUGUUAAGCGUAUGGAGCUGCAAAACGCACUGUCAUCAUCAUGGCCAAAGCAAGAGGCAGCAAUUACAAAAACAAGGGAACUAAAGAAGCUGUGUGAGUCGACACUGUCGUCUGUUUUUGAUGGAAGACCAGUGUAUAUAAUUGGAGAGAUCAAUACUUUACUGAGCUCAAGUGUUAGUCAAUUAGCUGGAUGACUGUAUUUCCGUUCCUGGACCAAAUAAGAUUGCAAAAAUAUUAUCUUAUGGUAUAUACUUCUGAAUAUUUAUGGUUU
Zea mays is the source of this 2342-nucleotide messenger RNA. RefSeq names its product CDK5RAP3-like protein. The transcript has 9 exons. The record is from RefSeq and is a predicted model, not a curated record. NCBI's taxonomy places the organism in Eukaryota, Viridiplantae, Streptophyta, Magnoliopsida, Poales, Poaceae. The coding region runs from base 577 to 2265 and encodes 562 amino acids. Gene Ontology annotation, cellular component: endomembrane system. Gene Ontology annotation, biological process: regulation of mitotic cell cycle.